Molecule: messenger RNA, 1152 nt
Organism: Aspergillus udagawae
Lineage: Eukaryota; Fungi; Ascomycota; Eurotiomycetes; Eurotiales; Aspergillaceae
Product: D-galactonate dehydratase
Exons: 2
Coding region: 1-1152 (383 amino acids)
Biological process (GO): amino acid catabolic process; D-galactonate catabolic process
Molecular function (GO): galactonate dehydratase activity
Source: RefSeq, a predicted model, not a curated record
AUGGUCAAGAUUAAGAGCAUUGAAUAUUUCCGUGUCCUUCCCAGAUGGCUGUUUGUCAAGAUUGUUGACGAAGAGGGCCAAUAUGGCUGGGGUGAGAGUACGCUUGAAGGCCAUACCGAAGCCGUGGAAGGGACGCUUAAUGCAUUGUGCAAAAGAUUUCAGGGCUACGAAGCAGAUGAUAUCGAACACAUCUGGCAAAUGGCCUGGCGACUCGGAUUCUACCGCGGAGGGCCGGUCUUCAUGUCCGCCAUCUCCGGCAUUGACAUUGCGCUCUGGGAUCUCAAGGGCCGCCGGCUAGGCGUCCCUGUCCAUCAGCUCCUUGGAGGCAAAGUCAGGAACAAGCUCUCCGUCUACGCCUGGAUCGGCGGAGACCGUCCAGGCGAUGUCGAAGCCGCGGGCAAAGCACGGCUAGCGCAGGGGUUCAAAGCGAUCAAGAUGAACGCUACAGAAGACAUCAACUGGCUGGAUUCGCCCAGUGUGCUCGACUCAUGCGUCGAGCGCCUCAAGGCUGUCAAGGCGCUCGGCCUCGACGCCGCCCUCGACUUCCACGGCCGACUGCACAAGCCCAUGGCGAAACAGCUCGCCAAGGCCCUCGAACCUCACCGGCCGCUGUUCCUGGAGGAACCUCUCCUCUCCGAGCAUCCGGAGGGCAUCAAGCAGCUCGCGAAUCAGGUCUCGUGCCCCAUCGCGCUAGGCGAGCGGCUCUACAACCGUUGGGACGUGAAGCGGUUCCUCGAGGACGCGAGCGUCGACAUUCUUCAGCCGGAUAUCAGCCAUUGUGGUGGGAUCUCGGAGCUGCGGCGCAUUGCCUCCAUGGCGGAGACGUAUGAUGUUGCCAUUGCGCCUCAUUGUCCGCUAGGUCCGAUUGCUUUGGCAGCGUGUAUGCAGGUUGAUCUCGCUACGCCCAACUUUGUGAUCCAGGAGAUGAGUCUGGGGAUCCACUACAACACGGAGGCUGGCGAGUAUGACAUCACAAGCUACGUGAAGGAUCCUAGUGUCUUCGAGGUGAAAGAUGGUUAUGUUGAUGCCCUGACGGCUCCGGGGCUGGGCAUUGAGGUCGACGAGGAGAUUGUUCGGCAAGUCGCUCUGAAGUCGGAACCCUGGCUGUGCAAGGAGUUCUUCGGUCCCGAUGGCGGUAUUCGUGAAUGGUGA